UGUUGUCCGGACGGCAAGACCGCGGCUCAAGGCGUUCACAACGGCGGCUGUCCGUCGGUUUGCGAAUGCAAUCGUCUCGGCUCUUAUAGUCUGACAUGUGAUCCCACGAGCAAACAAUGUCACUGCAAACCGGGUGUCGGGGGUUUGCGUUGCGAUCGCUGCGAAGCCGGCUAUUGGGGUCUUCACAAGAUCUCCGAAGGAAACACCGGAUGUAUUCCGUGCGCGUGCAACGACCAUGGUGCUAUUCGGGACGAUUGCGAACAGAUGACCGGACGUUGCGUUUGUCGCGUGGGAGGAGUUCAGGGCAUGAAGUGUGACGUGUGUCCCGAGGGCUCUGCUUUGGGACCCGACGGCUGUCAAGACCUGUCGUUGUUGAAGACUAUUGUCGGUUCGUGUGAACAAAUUGAAUGUCGUUUUGGAUCAGUUUGUCGCUCCAAAGGAUCCAAAGUUCAGUGCGUUUGUGACGUCUCGUGUGAUUUCGAGAGGAAAGCGAAACCCAUUUGCGGUUCAGACGGAAAGACGUCUCAAACAUACGGUUCUGAAUGUCUUCUCAAACUAUUCGCGUGUCGUUUCCAGAAACAUAUUCACAUCGUG
Messenger RNA from Medioppia subpectinata, 594 nucleotides. Lineage: Eukaryota; Metazoa; Arthropoda; Arachnida; Sarcoptiformes; Oppiidae. The record is from the annotation of a GenBank genome assembly.